GGACAGCUGAGUGUCAGAAGGACACAGGCUGCUUUGAAAAGGUAGACUUUUGAGAGGCCUGCCAUCACUGCUGCAACUGCUUUGAACAACGAACAUUUCCAAAGGUGAAACUUGAGAUUGGCUGCUAUUUUCUCCAACUUCCCUGAACUCUCUUCAACUGGAAUGGUUCUCUGAGGACCUUAAACUGCUGUAUUUUCAUCUUGACUCAAUCCCAAAUGGAAAAGUAUCUGAAGAAUAUUCUUGUUGUCUCUUUUGGAUUCUUGCUUCUGUUUACUGCUUAUGGAGGGCUCCAGAGCCUACAGAGCAGUCUCCACUCUGAAAAAGGCCUGGGUGUUGCCUCUCUGAGUGUUGUCUAUGGAGCUCUUAUCCUGUCUUCCAUGUUUCUCCCACCAAUGCUCAUUAAGCAAUUUGGAUGCAAGUGGACCAUUGUAGGCUCCAUGUGCUGCUACGUUGCUUUCUCCUUGGGCAACUUCUAUGCCAGCUGGUAUACCCUGAUUCCAACGUCUAUGAUCUUGGGUCUAGGAGGAGCACCUCUCUGGUCUGCUAAAUGCACUUAUCUCACAAUUGCUGGUAACUCAUAUGCACAGAAAGCAGGAAAAAUUGGAAAAGAUAUUAUCAACCAGUAUUUUGGAAUCUUCUUUCUGAUAUUCCAAUCUUCUGGAGUCUGGGGAAAUCUUAUAUCUUCUUUAGUGUUUGGCCAGUCUCCUAACACAGAUAUCUCAGAAGCAGAUCUGACAUGCUGCGGUGCACAUGACUGCCUGGGGGAAUUAGAUAGAAACGGCACUAAGGGUCCAAACAAACCAAGUGAUACCUUAAUCUACACUCUGCUUGGAAUUUAUACAGGUAGUGGGGUGCUUGCUGUGUCGCUGGUUGCUGUAUUUCUGGAUCAAAUCUCAGCCAACAAAGAAGAGGGCAAAAAAGAGAAAAUACCAUCAUUCCGUUCCACUUUCUUGGCAACAUUCCGACAUCUUAAAGAUGUGCGCCAGUGUCUCCUGAUUCCUUUGACCAUGUACAGUGGAUUUGAACAAGGAUUUCUUGCUGGUGAUUAUACCAAGUCCUAUGUGACCUGUGCCCUUGGGAUAAAUUAUGUUGGCUAUGUGAUGAUCUGCUUCUCAGCCACAAAUUCACUCUGCUCAAUGCUCUUUGGGAAGAUUUCCCAGUUCACAGGCAGAAAAGCUCUAUUUGUACUGGCGGCAAUUAUCAAUCUUGCCUGUAUAAUAACAUUACUACUCUGGAAACCUCACAGAGAGUAUCUUGCUGUAUUCUUCAUAAUACCUGCACUCUGGGGUAUUAGUGAUGCUAUCUGGCAGACCCAAACCAAUGCUCUUUAUAGUGUUUUAUUUGAAAAGCACAAGGAAGCUGCAUUUGCUAAUUAUCGCCUGUGGGAAUCACUGGGAUUUGUCAUCGCCUUUGGCUAUAGCACUUUCUUACAAGUCUACAUCAAACUGUAUAUUGUCUUGGCUGUACUGGUGGUGGCCAUUGUUUUAUAUGGAACAGUUGAGUACCUGGAAUCCAAGACUUCUGGAAUAUCCAACACUACCAAUAAGGAGCCGAACAAGCAGGCACAAACAAAUAUGUAAGGUGCAAUGCUGUCCCACUACUAACUUCAAUUUUAUGCAUGGAUUUUCUUGGGAUACUAGUGAUAGGGCUGAUGUCAAUAAAAGCAGCACCCCACAGAACUAGGGCCCCAGGAAGUCUUCUCCUAAAGGCUCAAAACUGAAUAGAAAGAAAGGACGGAUGGAAAGCAAUAACAAAAGCUGCUUUUCUCAUAAAACUUUAAAAUACUAUAAACUUUAUCCAUGCAGAGUUAAUCUUCUCGCUACUCAUGAAGAUUUUGUGUUUAGUUUGUUUUACCUUUAGUGGGGAAAUCAUUAAUCUUGUUCUGUACUAUUUCUUGCAUCUGAGUGGCAAACAGUUUACAAGCAUACCACUUCUCUUACCAGACUAGUAGAAGCAAAGAUUAUUUUUUCACACACAAGAUUCCUGGGUGACAUGUCACAUUUUAAAGAUGUGAGACAUGUUUGAUAUUUAGUGCAAAUAAUUAUGAACAACAGAACAUAAGAUUCUUUCUGGAUCAAACCAGUGGUCUACCUUGUCAACGUUUCUGUCUCACACAGUGGCCAUCCAGUUAUUGUGAAGGGUCAACAACACACUGUAGAGCCUCAGGCCAUGCAUCUUAUCUCUAGUAUUUAGAAGUUUACUGCCUCCGACUGUGGAGAUUCCCUUCAGGCACCAUGGCUAGUAGUCACUGAUGGACUUUCAAAGUGAUCGAUGCCAUCAUUAUAUCCUCUGGCAGCAAAUUCUGCAUUUUAAUUACUUGUUGAGAAUUUCUAUAAAAUGAUGUAUCACUGGUAUUUGUCACCAGAGAAACUGGCAAAAAUGUAUUAAAAUGUUCUGAAUGUGUGUAGGAAAUGUGAACCUA
Messenger RNA from Sphaerodactylus townsendi, 2422 nucleotides. It is a transcript of the gene UNC93A, whose product is annotated as unc-93 homolog A. Lineage: Eukaryota; Metazoa; Chordata; Lepidosauria; Squamata; Sphaerodactylidae. The coding region runs from base 216 to 1580 and encodes 454 amino acids. The record is from RefSeq and is a predicted model, not a curated record. The transcript is spliced from 9 exons.